AUGGCGCGCCGCUGGGCUAGGAAACUCGAGCGCUACUGCUGCACAUGCGUCACCUACUUUCCCCUCGCCUUCGUUUACGGUAUAGGAACUUGGGCCGUCUAUGUCGAUGUCUCGCUUAGUACGACCCCAUCUCGCGUCACUUGGCUAGGUCAUUCCUAUGCCUUCAUCGCCGUCGUUCUCUACCUCCUCGCCGUGUGGUCCUACACAUACGCCGUCUUCACUUCGCCCGGGAGCACCACCAACGAGCAUGGCUACAGUACCCUCCCUACAUAUGCGCCCCCUACUGCCACCUCCUUCACCGUCAAGUCCAAUGGCGAAUUCCGAUUUUGCAAAAAGUGCCAGGCACGAAAGCCCGACCGCGCUCAUCACUGCUCGACAUGCCAACGCUGCGUCCUGAAAAUGGACCACCACUGUCCAUGGCUUGCAACAUGUGUUGGCCUGCGCAACCACAAGGCCUUUUUGCUGUUCCUCAUCUAUACUUCAGUUUUCUGCUGGGUCAGCUUUGCCGGUUCGGCAUCGUGGGUGUGGGAGGAGAUUAUGAGCAACACCACCUACGUCGAAACCCUCAUGCCAGUCAACUAUAUCAUGCUUUCCGUCAUCUCCGGAAUUAUCGGUAUCGUCCUGACCGCUUUUACCGGAUGGCAUAUAUACCUGGCUUGCCGUGGACAGACCACCAUUGAAUGCCUAGAGAAAACGCGCUAUCUCUCUCCGCUGCGCGAAUCGAUGCAAAGGACCUACGUCAACCAGCAUACGCCCGGCCAAGGUAUUGCGCUGCCCAAAUAUGGUCAGCAACUACUGGACAUCCACCAAAACGCCAUCCCGGGAGUCACACGACCAGAGGAAGGUGAAGAGCUGCGACGGAUGACAACUCCUUCGGGCUCAUCACUACACAACGAUAUUACCGCCCAGCACAAUCCCGAACUCCAGGCCGGCUCCCGCCGCUUCACGUACGACGAGAUGGAGCGCAUACGCGCCCGUAAACGCUACGAAGAAUACUUGGAUGAGCAGGACUCGACCAAGUUGCCGCAUGCUUUCGAUCUCGGGUGGCGGCGCAACCUGCUGCAUCUCUUUGGUACCAACGCCUGGCUAUGGCCCUUCCCUGUAUGCACCACCCUCGGUGACGGUUGGAGCUGGGAGCCGAACUCGAAGUGGCUUGAGGCCCGCGACCGCAUCGCUCGGGAGCGCGAAGAGCAACGGCAGCGGGAGCGACAAGCCGGAUGGGGCCCAGCAGACGACGAUGAUAUCACCCCCGUAUAUACACCUACAUGGACGCCGCCGCCCAAUCAACAACCACAACAAGAAGGUGGUGCGGGCCGUCACUACCUGCAGCCUUCUCAGCAACAGACACAGACGCAGCGCAGCCCGGCAUUCACCCCUUCGCGACGCACACCAAGCAAAGCCGACCGAAUUCUGGGCCGCGAUCCCAACAUGUACGCCGAUGAGGAGCCAGUAAUAUACGGCAAGCACGACGUCGCUAUGAGCAGACUGAGUCCAGCUGGACGUACUCUGGUUGUAGAAGAGGACGAGGACGACGACGACGACGACGACGAUGACUACUUCCAAGAUGCCGGCCGAAAGCAGGAGGAGGCGGAGCAAAAUGCCCUGAACGUAGUAACAAACGGGCGGUGGGGUCGCUCCGCCGGCGCCGGCGGAGUGGGAUUGCUUGCGCAUGGAGCGAGGAGUCCCAUAAGUGGAGCGAGGAGUCCCAUUCCACUUAGUCCUAUAAGUCCUCGUGCUGGGGAAUUUGGUGGGAACGCGAGGAAUGGGGAGAGGAGGUCGAAUGAUGAUGGCGUGGAUUGA
Molecule: messenger RNA, 1800 nt
Organism: Neurospora tetraspora
Lineage: Eukaryota; Fungi; Ascomycota; Sordariomycetes; Sordariales; Sordariaceae
Product: Palmitoyltransferase PFA3
Exons: 2
Coding region: 1-1800 (599 amino acids)
Molecular function (GO): palmitoyltransferase activity
Source: RefSeq, a predicted model, not a curated record